This is a messenger RNA of Cylicocyclus nassatus, 1635 nucleotides long. Lineage: Eukaryota; Metazoa; Nematoda; Chromadorea; Rhabditida; Strongylidae. The record is from the annotation of a GenBank genome assembly.
AUGCUACUUCUGACGCACCACACGGAUCACAAUGAACUACGACGAAUAGAGCACUCAUUUGCUAACCACCAUAAAUUCCUUUAUAUCCAACAAGCAAUCAAAUUCAAGCUCGAAAAUCUCUAUCCGAGUGUCUUCGAAUUAUUUUCGUGCAGCGUCGCUAACGGCAUUUACUGGUUCAGCUGGAAAACGCAUCAGCAUGUGAAAACAAACGAUGUAUUUCUAGCCUACAAAGGAGAGUUCGAUGUUAAAAAAUUCAUGGAUGCCUUCGUUGAGUUUGCCAAAACUAAUAAGAUUUUCCAGCACCAAAUUCUAUUCGGCGGAGAAAAGAUGUUAGUGGAUGAGGACGAAACUGAGCAUUCUACCAUCAAGCUGUAUUCGUUACGAGAAAAAGCCGGUUGCAUUCGAGAUGCUUUCGCAAACUGGAGAGCUCAAAACGAUGUAUACCUAGCCCACAAUGGAGAGCUCAACGUUGAUUAUUUUAUGAACGCCUUCGUUGAGUUUGCCAAAAUCAAUAAGAUUUUUCAGCACCAAAAUCUGUUCAUCGGUGAUAAGAUGCUAGUGGACGAGGUGUUAAAAUAUGUGCAAGACAAUGAACAGAAGUUUGUCGGCACCCCGCAUCCAACCAAGGUGUUCUACAUGACGGACUCUCAAGUUGAAGCUACCGCAAAACUUGAAUUAAGCAACCAGCUACCUGCUGGUUACGAGCUAGGUUCUGCUGAUCCGCUCGAUUCGGAGUUUAUCACCUCAAAGUGGCGGCAUGCGAAAGAAGGUGACGUGGAAGAAACAAGGACGAAACUCAGCCUUCUGCCCUCAAGCUGCAUUCGUUACGAGAAAAAGCCAGUGGCAUUUGAGAUGCUCUCGCAAUCUGGGCAGCUCAAUCAUCUAUUCGUAGUUGAAGAACAUCGAGGACAAGGUCUAGGACAAAUCGUCGAGUUGGAUCUUUGUCAAAAAACUGCAAGAAACGAUGUAUACCUAGCAUACGAAGGAGAGUUCAAUGUUAAAAAAUUCAUGGAUGCCUUCGUUGAGUUUGCCAAAAUUAACGAAAUUUUCCAACACCAAAUUAUGUUCGUCGGAGAAAAGAUGCUAGUGGAUGAGGUGGUAGAAUAUGUACAAGAAAACGAAAAGAACUUUGACGGUAGCGUGUAUCCGAGCAGGCUGUUCUACAUGACCGAUUCCCAAAUGGAAGCUGUUGAGAAACUCGACUUGAAGAGCAAACUACUAGCUGGGUACGAGUUAGGUUCUGCUGAUCCGCUCACAGACUCGGUGUUUAUCACCUCAAAAUGGCGACAUGCAAAAGAAGGAGACGUUGAAGAAACAAAGACAAAACUGAGCAUUCUGCCAACGAGCUGUAUUCGUUACGAGAAAAAUCCAGUGGCAUUUGAGAUGCUCUCGCAAUCUGGACAGCUCACUCAUUCAUUCGUGGUUGAAAAACAUCGAGGACAAGGUCUAGGGCAAAUUGUCGAAUUGGAUCUUUGUCAAAAAACUGCAAGAUUUGGUUUGCGAGUAUUCAAGUGCAUCGAAGUAUUCAAUAAAUCACUCAUCGGCUCUACUACGAGAUCUCCACUAUGGACAAAGGCGAAAUAUGAUGAUGACAGCGAUUUUAUUCUAGUGUAUUACCGGACUCAUUGGAGAUAA